Medicago truncatula (barrel medic) is the source of this 1670-nucleotide messenger RNA. RefSeq names its product 7-deoxyloganetic acid glucosyltransferase. Bases 27 to 1427 code for a protein of 466 amino acids. Gene Ontology annotation, molecular function: quercetin 3-O-glucosyltransferase activity; quercetin 7-O-glucosyltransferase activity. The record is from RefSeq and is a predicted model, not a curated record. NCBI's taxonomy places the organism in Eukaryota, Viridiplantae, Streptophyta, Magnoliopsida, Fabales, Fabaceae. The transcript is spliced from 2 exons.
GAUCACAAAAUUGAGAUUGUUGAAAAAUGGAAACACCGCAUGUGUUAAUCUUCCCAUGUCCAGCACAAGGCCAUGUAAACACAAUGCUCAAGCUAGCUGAACUUCUUUUAAUUCAAAAUCUUCACAUAACAUUCCUAAACACUGAAUACAUCCACAACAGACUCAUUAGUUUGAAUAUUGAUGAUGUUAAAUCAAUUUCACAAUGUUACCCUAAGCUUCAAUUCAAGACCAUCUCUGAUUUUCAAAAUAAGGAGAAGCAUCCUGGAUUUGGAGAAAACAUUGUAGAUGUAAUUUCCUCCAUAAAUAUGUAUGGUAAGCCUUCUUUGAGAGACAUUAUUGUCUCUGAGAAAAUAAGUUGCAUUAUUUUAGAUGGAGGUUUUGGUGACCUUGCUACUGAUUUGGCUGCUGAAUUUGGGAUACAGUUGAUACAUUUUCGUACUGUUGCUGCUAGUACCGUCUGGAUUUAUUUCUGUAUGCCCAAACUCUUGGACUGCAACGAGAUUCCCAUUAGAGGAGACGAGGACAUGGAUCGCAUCAUAAGAAACGUGCCAGGCAUGGAGAACAUAAUUCGAUGUAGAGAUCUUCCACGUUUCGGUACAUCAAACAAAAUGGACCAUAUCAUUUUAGACAAAGUUUUACAACUAACCCAAGCAUCACUUAAAGGCAAUGCAGUAAUACUCAACACAUUUGAAGAUUUAGAGUCCCCAAUUCUCUCCCAAAUUCGUCUCCACUUCCCCAAACUCUACACUAUUGGCCCACUUCACCACCACCUCAAUACCAUGAAAAAAACAACAUCAUCAUCUUUCAACUCCAAUUUCUUCAAAGUGGAUAGAACCUGCAUGACAUGGCUCGAAUCUCAACCGUUGAAGUCAGUUGUAUAUGUUAGCUUUGGAAGCACCACAACAAUGACGAGAGAAGAAAUACUUGAGUUUUGGCACGGUUUGUUGAACAGCAAAAAAGCAUUCUUGUGGGUGAUUAGACCAAACAUGGUACAAGAAAAAAGACUAAUAAAAGAACUUGAGGAAGGGACUAGUAAGGAGAAAGGUUUGAUUGUGGAGUGGGCUCCACAAGAGGAAGUUUUGUCACAUAAGGCAAUUGGUGCUUUUUUGACACAUAGUGGAUGGAAUUCUACUUUGGAGAGUGUGGUUUGUGGUGUGCCUAUGAUUUGUUGGCCUUAUUUUUCUGAUCAACCGCUUAAUAGUAGGUUUGUGAGUGAGGUUUGGAAGCUUGGAUUGGAUAUGAAAGAUGUUUGUGAUAGGAAUGUUGUUGAGAAUAUGGUGAAUGAUAUUAUGGUGAACAAGAAGGAGGAGUUUUCAAAAUCUGCUACUAAAAUGGCGGAUUUGGCUUCCAAGAGUGUAAAUCCUGAUGGUUCCUCCUACAACAACCUCCAAGAUUUGAUUCAGUAUAUAAGGUCUACUAGCCCAUAAAAUAUGGGGUGUCCCCUACAAUUCUCCUACUAAAAACUUCUCAUAUUUUUAUGUCUAUCAACAUCACAAAAAGAAGUAUGUAUUUGAAAUACAUACUUCAAAAACAUCGAGGGACAAAGACUGUAUCCUCAUAAAAUAAUUUGAUCACUCUUCUUGUCUCUUUUGUAUUUUUUUUUUUUUUGUCAACAUUUCAUUUGUGUCCAAUUACUUUUUAGUUUAUCGAAGACGAGUGGUUUUGAGUAA